Molecule: messenger RNA, 1062 nt
Organism: Mercenaria mercenaria
Lineage: Eukaryota; Metazoa; Mollusca; Bivalvia; Venerida; Veneridae
Product: monocarboxylate transporter 10-like
Exons: 3
Coding region: 110-616 (168 amino acids)
Biological process (GO): transmembrane transport
Molecular function (GO): transmembrane transporter activity
Source: RefSeq, a predicted model, not a curated record
UAUGAUCCAUGGUUUAAACUGUUCGCGUGCAAUGUAAACCGGUAAGAAAUACAACAAUAAUUAUUUCAUCAGUGGAACAAAACCCAAGCACUAAAGUGGAUAUAGCGCAAUGAACACAAAAGAAGACCCGGUAGCUGAAACCAGAAGACAUUUGGAGCAAACGGAAAAGACCAGGCUUUUAUCUUCAUCACGAUCAGUGGAAAGAGGAUUACGAACUGGAAAAACACCAACUGUUUAUCAUUGGAUCUAUUUAUGCGUUUUGACGGCCGCCAUCCAUUUAUUGUUCCCAAAUGUAAGAGAAGUCUUUCCUCUUAUUCUUGCAUGUUUGGCAAUAGGAAUAACUAUGGGCACCACUGCCGCUCAGGCUCCUGCUAUAAUGUUUGAAGCAUCCGGCUUCGACAGGUAUCCGCAGGGAAUGGCUAUGGUUAACGUUAUGUAUGGAAUUGGUGACGGGCUUGGUCCUUUGUUAGGAGGUAUGAUAAAGGAUCUUCUUGGGACUUAUGAUUUAAUUUUCUAUAUUGCAGGUGGAGUCAGUGUGUACAUGAGUAUUUCUACUAUAAUCGCUGCAUAUUAUAUGCGAAGACGUAACCAGCAGGAAAGACUUGAAUUAUGGUAGAACACGACACUUUGCGAACUUUCGAGUAGCGUCUUGAAAUUUUGCAUGUGUAACCAGUUUUUAUACAGGAGACGUCAAAGUUGACCACCAAAGCCCGUUUUUGAAACUGACGUUGCCGCGUAUCCUUGUCAACUGUUACGGGUACUGCAACGGCACCAGCCAACACAUUUUCUUAAAUUAUACAUUAUUCGACGAGAAUUAUUUUUUCCUUUGUGGUGAUGUAAAAACCAUUGUUUUACAGCGACAAAUAUUUGAAAAAUUGAGAGAAAAUUGCCGUUUUUGACUAAAAAUUGACGUUCAGUUUCGCAGCAUUUUACGGCUUUAAAUCACCAUAUUAAAAAAUCCCUGAAUUAAAUUUUUGAUUUUUUUUCAAUAAACGGUGUUUAAAAUGUAUACCGAGUCCAAAACACAAAUAAAACUGGGGGGUCACCGACUUAGUUUUCUCG